Durusdinium trenchii is the source of this 558-nucleotide messenger RNA. The record is from the annotation of a GenBank genome assembly. Lineage: Eukaryota; Dinophyceae; Suessiales; Symbiodiniaceae.
AUGAUGGAGAAGUACGGGUUUGUGAAUGUGAAGAUCGAAGCACAACUCCAUGGCAUCACCAUCAUCACUCCCUGCAAGUUCAGGGUGCCAGUGGGUGAAAUCUACUUCCUGGUGCAUGUGGAUCGAGGCAAUGCUUUGCAAGCAGCACAUGAUGAUUUGCCUUCGAUGCAUUUGCUUGGCCAUUUGGAGGAGACACAAGAUGGACGGCCGCGUCUUUUCGCACAGCGUCUUCUUCCCAGUGAGGACUUUCGAUCGCCCAAAGAGGUCAAGAUGAUGCAUGAGACCUUGGAGAAUGGCCUGUCCAAGAACAUCCAGGACGCCUACGGCGAUAUUCACUUGGACUUGGUGUUCAACAAUGGGCACAUUCAAAGGCUCAGGGAGCGUCGGGAUUUACCGUGUCUCUUUGAGGGGUUCAUCUCCAUUGCAGACAUUGACAUCUCCACCAAGAUCCAUUUGGUCCUUCGCUUCCCCAAGCUCCAUGCCUGCGACUUCUCUCCAAGGAGACUGGCCGAGUGGAUCGUUUGCCGGGCACAAGAGCGACUCCACGAGAAUUUCUAA